AUGGCUCUAAGCAAGACCAUUGUCUUUCUUUCACUGCUUACAACUUCUGUUCACGCUUUUGCGAAUCCAGGGCGCUGCUCGGGAGAAUGCGUUGUUCAUGACCCGAGUGUGAUUCAGAGAACCUCUGAUGGUCGGUACUUUCGUUUCUCGACCGGAAACAAGAUCUCAUACGCCAGCGCGUCUUCGAUCGCUGGUCCCUGGACGGGUCUCGGAUCUAUGCUUCCAUCCGGGUCUUCUAUCAACCUGGCUGGUCGGAACGAUCUUUGGGCCCCCGACGCACAUUUUGUCAAUGGUGCAUACCACGUAUAUUACUCGGUGUCGACGUUUGGCUCGCAAAAUUCGGCGAUCGGUCUGGCCAGGUCAGCGACAAUGGAACCCGGUUCCUGGACUGACCUUGGUAGCACCGGGAUUGCCUCAUCCGCCUCAAAGCCCUACAAUGCCAUCGAUGGCAACUUAAUCAACGCGGACGGACUCUACUACAUGAACUUUGGGUCGUUCUGGCAUGAUAUUUACCAAGCGCCAAUGGACUCGGCUGCAACCAAGGUUGCCUCGUCCUCCUAUAACAUUGCGUUCCAACCGACAGGUACACAUGCAGUCGAAGGAGCCUACAUGUACCAACACGGCAACUUUUAUUAUCUUUUCUACUCGUCGGGCAUCUGCUGUAACUAUGACAAAACCAGACCGGCGCCCGGAGAGGAGUACAAGAUCAUGGUCUGUCGGUCAACCUCGCCGAAAGGUGGAUUCGUGGACAAACGCGGCAUAGCAUGCACGAACGGCGGCGGCAGUGUUGUCUUGGAAAGUCACGGAACCGUGUACGGACCAGGUGGACAGGGUGUAUUCACCGAUUCUAGCCUCGGCCCAGUUCUCUAUUAUCAUUACGUUGACACUACAGUGGGAUUUGCGGAUGGUCAGAAACGAUUCGGGUGGAAUCAGAUUGACUUUUCGUCUGGAUGGCCAGUUGUUUAG
Penicillium diatomitis is the source of this 966-nucleotide messenger RNA. It is a transcript of the gene abnA, whose product is annotated as putative extracellular endo-1,5-alpha-L-arabinase. Lineage: Eukaryota; Fungi; Ascomycota; Eurotiomycetes; Eurotiales; Aspergillaceae. Bases 1 to 966 code for a protein of 321 amino acids. Gene Ontology annotation, biological process: carbohydrate metabolic process. The transcript has 4 exons. The record is from RefSeq and is a predicted model, not a curated record. Gene Ontology annotation, molecular function: arabinan endo-1,5-alpha-L-arabinosidase activity.